Molecule: messenger RNA, 1323 nt
Organism: Fusarium redolens
Lineage: Eukaryota; Fungi; Ascomycota; Sordariomycetes; Hypocreales; Nectriaceae
Product: kinase-like domain-containing protein
Exons: 3
Coding region: 1-1323 (440 amino acids)
Biological process (GO): peptidyl-threonine phosphorylation; peptidyl-serine phosphorylation
Molecular function (GO): protein serine/threonine kinase activity; ATP binding
Source: RefSeq, a predicted model, not a curated record
AUGCUGGGAGACUCCGGAACCAAUGCGUUUCUGAGUGAUGCGCUGAAGAAUCGUCUCGAAUAUGCGUUGCUGCCAAAUGGAAUCAAUCAACAGGAGCAGUUUCUUCCAAUCGGCUCCCUUCACUCCAUUUGCAACCAAACAGCUGUGUUCACUGAGCUUUCUAGGUACUUUGACAAGGAACAGGCUAAGCAAUACACAACAUAUGUCUGCAAUCGGAGAAAACCUGCCAAGAAGAUAUUUACUAUUUUGGCCCUAAUUAAUCGCAUUGAAUUGAUCCAGGUUUUCCAAGAUUCUGGGUUCUUUGACGAAGACUUGCCACUCACAAAGAAUAUUGAAGUGUCGGAGAUGCGGUCUUGCUGUCCAGACGAUCAACGGUCCAUCCCGCUUACAAGAAGCCCCCAGAACGUCAAGACGAUACGCGAGUUUAACCUCAAACAGUGGUGCGUACAUGUCCCAUCUUUUGAAAGGUGCUUCGAUAGAAGCUAUGAGGAUUUUGUGCUUGACUCAGAUGCCAUCAUGCCGUGGGAAUCUGCUGGACAAAGCAUCGUCACUGGAGGGUAUGGAUAUGUUCAAAAGGUCAAGAUUCACAAAGACCACCACUCUUUCUAUGUACGACAAGCUGACUUUGGCGAGGUGGAACACAAAGAGUUUGCACUAAAGACUAUGCUACCAGCAAAAGAAAUCACUCGCGAUGUUUUCAAGCAGGAGUUGAUCGCUUUUCGCAAGGUCCGUCCAGGGCCAAAUCUGGUUGAGCUCGUUUCUGCAUUCGACAUAUCAGGAAAGGAUAGUUGUCGCCAAAAGGACUUUGUUCAAUGGAUCACGGCCCAAUGCCGUGGCUUGGUCGAAGCUCUUGGGGCAAUUCAUCAAGUCAAUAUCGCUCCUAGGUCUGACGAGGGAGCCUCCAGUGGCCAAGCUAGGAACUUUGGGAUACACCUUGAUAUCAAACCAGCCAACAUUCUAUAUUUCUGCCAGGAAACAGCCAACCACCCACUUGGUGUUCUCAAAAUCGCAGAUUUUGGUCUCACUAAGUUUCACAGUACAUCAUAUCGGACGAGAAAGAGCCGCGGUACUGCAUACAGAUGCUCGCAACAAUACCGCUCCCCUGAACACGACAUCGGCUAUGUCAUAUCAAGGAAAGUGGAUAUCUGGGCACUUGGUUGUAUCUUCUCUGAAAUCUUCACCUGGAUGCUUCUCGAACCCGAAGCACGCGAGGAAUUUCGUCAGGCGAGAAAGAAAGAUGCCUUGUUCUCAGGAGACUGGGAUUAUAUCGAAAAUGGCUUUGAAAACCAUAUUGAGGACAACUUUUUCCAGAGGCAUAUCUGA